Molecule: messenger RNA, 1859 nt
Organism: Paramecium octaurelia
Lineage: Eukaryota; Ciliophora; Oligohymenophorea; Peniculida; Parameciidae
Source: the annotation of a GenBank genome assembly
AUGUAAAAUUAAUACUUUGUUAAAGGAUUAGGAUUUGCUUAGAGGUAGGAGCCUCAGGAAACACGAUCGUAUGGGCGAAUAAAAAAGUCUCCUUAUUCCACUUAUAAUAACAGAAGUUAUAAUUCAGUAUGUGGAAAUUUUUAAAUUUAGCAUUAUCGUGAUCUCAAGAUUUGCAACGAUCGCUUUAAGAGAUUAAUUCACAUAGUCAAUAAUGCAAUUAAAAAUUAAGCAGCUACGAUGUUUAAAUAUUUAAGGUGUAUUUAAUUUGUAAAGUUAGCAUUUAUGUUCAAAACAAAUAGCAGGAGGAAAUUAAGGCGUAGUAAAGAGUUAUUCAGGAAGGACUAUUAAGGUUUCAGCAUGCAAUCUCGCUAUUCAAUCAGCGAUUGAAGUGCCUGGCCUUUUUCCGUCUGGCAAAGGUGGAUGUAGUAUCACAUUUGAAAAAAGAGUUAAGAAAUUAAAUCUAGUAAGGCUAAUAGCCAAUCACCCAUUAAAUCUUUAGGAAGUGGAUGCAGUUAACAUUUGAAUCUAAAUUCAAUAAGCUGAUGAAAUAACAAAAAUCAAAUAUGAUAAGUUUUUAUAAAUUUACUCUAAAUAAAAUACUAACAAAGUAGGAGUCAUUAAAAGCGUGGAGUUUCAAUAGAUUAAAAACAGCACCUCGAAAAUAAAUUAUACAUAAAUUAAUCACUAAUCUAGGUUUAUAGUAAUUACGAUUGAGUUUAUUUGAUUCUGAGUAAGGCACUUACUAAUAUUUAAAGAAACCUUAAAACUUAGAAAAAAUAAUUGCAUUUUAAAAGUUAAAGCAUUAUUAACAUUUUAACUCUAAUCAGCAUUAUUUUAUAUUAAUCUUCACUAAUACCAUCAGUAACAUCAUUACAUUACAUAAGAUAGUAAAAUAAAUGCUUUGAGAACUUUGUUCAUAUAAUCCAUUAGGAUAAUAGAUCAAGAAGCUGAUCAUACAGUACCUAAAGAGUAAUUACAAUAAUUUGACAUUGAAUUAGCAAGAUAAUCUGUGCACUCUAAAUUGGAGCAUUAAAAAGUGCUUUAAAGAUAGUUGAAACAAAUAGAUAAAAAAUCUCACAGAGGCAUAUGUGAAAUCAUGAAAUAUCUAGUCAAUAAGCAACUCUAUCCUAUAUUUUAUUAAAUAAAAGGAUUGAAAUAGGCUUAAGACACAGAAGUAUAGGAUGGAACUGUGAAAAAUUUAGUAAAAUGUGAUUUUAUUAAAGAGUGUCAUAGCAGCCAGAUUGAGUCAAAAGAUAAAAGCAAAAAAUGCAAAAUCCUAGAAACUUGAGAUAACAUAUCGUAUAGAACAGAUCUUUAGAAGAAAUCAUCAUAAUGAAAGAGAAAUACUUAGGAAUAAACUUAGAUAAUGGCAAAUCAGUGUUACCUUUCCGACUGCUAUGUAUCAUGAUUUUGAAAUUAGAUUGAGAGUGUUAAGGAAUGAAAAGGUUAAUUAAAUAUAAUAGUAAAUAAUAGGAAGCCAUCAUGAGUGAUAUCGAAUAAUUAGAAAUUCUUAAUAAUGAGUUGCUUACGACUAUGAAUUAAGUCAAAAAAACAUUUUUAUCAGAAGAAUCUAAUUUCAAUACUUCUCAUAAAAAUGAAUAAAAAUAAAUUGAAAUACAACGUUUUGAUAUUCAAGAAAAUUUGACAUCACAGAAGGAAUUCAAGAUUGCUUUUGAAUAUGUAGAUUAUUUAAAAGAGGAUGUAAAUUCUAAUAUUUUAUGUAGAAUAUUAAUUUAAAGAAACAGGCUCAAAAGAAUGAAUAAUUGAUGCUCGAAGAAAUUUAAUAAUUGGAAUAGCAAUUAUAAGUAUUAAUUCAUCUUAUCAAUCUUCAGGAACUCCAAAAAGAGUUAGAUAGUUGA